CGCAGCCUCGCUCCACCUGCAGCCAGCAGCGGCUCAGUGUCACUGGGUGAUUUCUACUGGACCAGGAAGGAGCCGCCGCCGCCGUCGCCGUAGUUCGGGCUGUAAUUUCCGCUUAUCGGUGCGGUGCCGACCCCCGGCAGCAUGGGAGUGUUCAUCCGCAUGUGUGACUCUAUGUCGUGGCCGCUCUUUCUGGAGUAGAGAGGCUCUCGCCUGCGUGUGGUGAACCCGCCUGCCGUCCUGAGCGCUGUCUGCAGCGGUAGUGUAGAUGCCUUGGCUGAGAUGAGUGUGAAGGCUUUUGAGCUUGUCCCCGCUGUGGAGCGAGAUCUCCUCAUGGGCGACAAAGCUCGCAUCAACAUAGAGUGCAUUGAAUGCUGUGGAAAGCACUUGUACGUGGGCACCAACGACUGCUUUAUCCACCACUUUCUGCUGGAUGAGGUCACAUCUUCCAAAGGGAAACUUAGUUACUCACCUCAGAAGCUGCUGCACAAAUACCUGGGCCUCAAGAAACCAGUCGCUGAGCUGCGGGCAGCUUCUGCUUUGGAGCGCCUGAUAGUACUUUGUGAUGGAAUCGUGUUCCUCGUUGACAUGGUGACAUUAGAGACUGUGCCAUCAGCUGCAGGAGGCGGAGCCAAGAUCAGAGGCGUUACAGCAUUUUGCAUUAACGAGAACCCAGUGAACGGUGAUCCCUUCUGUGUGGAAAUGGGAAUACUCUCCUCCAAGCGGCGGACAGUGCAGAUUUACAUGGUGUACGAGGACAGAGUCCAGCUGGUCAAAGAGGUGACCACUCCUGAGCAGCCGAGUGCCGUCAGUCUCGAUGGUUACUUCUUGUGCUUGGCCCUUGCUACACAAUACAUGAUCCUGAACUACAACACAGGAGCUUCUCAGGAUCUCUUCCCUUACAACAGUGAUGAGAGGAGGCCCAUUGUAAAAACGGUCGGCAGGGAGGAGUUCCUCUUAGCAGCACCUGGUGGUCUGGGAAUGUUUGCCAAUGCAGAAGGGGUAUCUCAGCGGGCUCCAGUCAACUGGUCAGAGAGCGUGAUUGGUGCCGCUGUGUGUUUUCCAUACGUGGUGGCCUUGGAUGAGAGCUUCAUCACCAUCCACAGCAUGUUGGACCAACAGUUAAAACAGACCCUUUCAUUCAGGGAUGGACACAUUCUGCAAGACUUUGAAGGGAAGGUAAUCCUGGCUUCUACUAAGGCAGUGUAUGUCCUGGUGCCUCUGCCACUGGAGAGACAGAUCCAGGACUUAUUGGCCAGUCACAGAGUGGAGGAGGCGCUCACCCUCACUGAGGGAGCACAGAGAAAUAUUCCCAAAGACAAAUUCCAGAUUUUGCACAAACGAAUCCUCCAGCAGGCGGGCUUCAUACAGUUCGGCCAACUUCAGCUUGUAGAAGCAAGAGAACACUUCAGGAAGGGUCAGCUGGACGUGCGAGAGCUGAUAUCUCUCUACCCUCUACUGCUGCCAUCUUCCUCUUCUUUCACCCGGUGCCACCCUCCUCUCCAUGAGUUUGCCGAUCUCAACCAUCUGGCACAGGGUGACCAGGAGAAAGUGCUGCGGUGCAAGAGAUUCCUCAUCAGUUAUUUGGGAGAGGUACGAAGCACAGAGGUGGCUAAUGGUUGCAGAGAGGAUGUGGACACGGCACUGUUAAAGCUGUAUGCUGAACAAGAUCACGACAGCCUUCUAGACCUGGUAGCUUCAGACAAUGCCUGCCUGCUGGCGGACAGCGUCCCAUGGCUAGAAAAAUAUCACAAAUAUUAUGCACUUGGGCUGCUCUAUCAUUAUAAUGGUCAGGAUUCAGCAGCACUUCAGUUGUGGAUUCGUGUGGAAGAUGGGGAUCUGCAAGACUCUACAAGAUCUGACCUUUAUGAGUACAUUGUGGACUUUCUCUGCUCCUGCUCCAAUCUGGACCUUGUAUGGAAGUAUGCAGACUGGGCCCUGCUGAAGAAUCCCACUAUAGGCAUCCACAUCUUUACUAAGAGACCUGUCAGUAAAGAUCUGCCACAAUUGAAUUCUGACGAUGUCAUCACUUACCUGGGAAAGCACGGCCAGGCGCUGCUCCUUUAUUUGGAGCACCUGGUGCUGGAGAGGAAGAUACAGAAAGAGAAGUUCCACACACACCUGGCUGUGUUGUACCUGCAGAGGGUCUUGUCACUGCUCUCACAGUCACCCACAGAUGAACAGCAGCUCAGCACUGCUAGAGACAGACUCCAGGCCCUACUCAGGGAGUCUAACCUCUACCGUGUACAGCUUCUUUUAGGUAAGAUGGACAACUGUGAACAACUGCUGCUAGAGCGUGCAACACUACAUGGAAAACUGGAGGAGCACGAUAAAGCUCUGCACAUACUGGUGCACAAGCUCAGAGACUUCCCUUCCGCCGAGGCCUUCUGUAUAUGGGCAUCGUCUUGUCGGGACUCCGCUUAUCAACAGCAGCUGUUUCACAUGCUCUUAGGAGUUUAUCUCGACGGGAGCCGUCCUGGAAAAUCCGAGACUGCAGCGGGAGGUGGCAGUGGAGACUUGGAGAUGGCAGCGGUUGACCUCUUAAAUCGCCACGGCGAGGUGUUCGAUGCCGCCCGUGUCCUUCGCAUGCUCCCAGAAGGCUGGUCGAUGCAGCUGCUGCGGCCCUUUCUGGGUCGAGCGGUCCGGGCCAGUAUGCACGCCUGCCGCACCUCCCAGAUUGCUCUGGGGCUUGCCCACUCUGAAAACCUUCAACUGCUGCAUGACAGGUUGAAAGAGCGUAAGAAACCCAUCUUUGUGUCUGAAAAGAAAGGAUGCCACCUGUGCCACAACACCUUCAGUGAGCCCGAUGUGGUGUGUCUGCCCGGUGGAGUGCCUGUCCACACUCACUGCGUCGCCCAGAGAGUAAGAGACUCUCCCACAAAGAGACUGUUAACUAAUAACAGUAACCAUACGUGAGACUCGAUCCUUUAACCUGUCAUGUGAUUUGCGAUCGGAUGCACCAAACUAAAGCAGGACAUGCUGAGAUUUUGGAUGGCUGAGGACUGAGGGGGUAAAAAAAAAGCACAGAGCACACUUUGCCAUUGAAGAAUAUGCUGUGGAGUUAAUGAGAGAUACAAACAGAGCUGUGUUGGCCUUUGAAUGUGUAUGUGUGUGAGGGAGAAACAGAUGAUUUCAGCUAUUUAUUCCUGUGCUUCAAUGAAACCACACUUUCAGAUUGCAAGUUUUUAUAGAAGUAAAAAAACACAACAUCUAAGUCAUCGUGCCCUUUUUAAUAUAUUAAAACAAAGACGGGCUGCUGUCCUUUUUUGUGAGUUCAGUACUGUUUCCGUCCUUGUCUUCACUCGUACAGUUUUACACCUGAAUCUGAGAAACUGCUGCAAUUACAGAAAAAUCACAAUAUUUGAAUUAUAUUGAAAUAUUAUUGAAGCAUGAACAGUAUUACCACUGGUAUAGGUCUCGGCUGAUCAACUCAUAUGGGUAACGUAUUAAUAAUGUCCUAACUUGUUCAUCGAAAUGUUAUGUUUCAGUCUCUUGCGUCUCUUCCUCUUGAGAUCUGCUCUCGGUGCUGCUUUAAUUUCUCCCUCAGCCAUUUGGGUGGUCCAUGCUAUCGUCAAAGUAUUUCUGUCAGUGACUUAACGGCAGCAGUUUAAUCCAAACCUAUUCCAUGUUGAAUCUUCUGUUGUUUGGAUUGGAGCAAAAAUAAUGUAAAACACUAAAUGAAAUCUUACAUUGGCUCCACUAAUCAUCAGUAAGUUAGAUCGGAGACUCCUAUCAAUACUCAAACUGCACCAAGGAUGACUUUGAUCGACCUUCUAAAAAAACUAAGCGCAAAUCAAAUAAACUACUGAUUUAUAUCAGUAGGUAUAUCGGUAUACACAUGGCAGUGAAUGUUACGGCUCAGUUAUAUUGGGAAAUAAUGUGAAAAUCAAGCUUCAGAUAUAUUUGUUUGAUAUUAAUUAACUGAAUAAAUCAAGAGGGAUCGUCAGUGUCGACCUGACAUCAUUGUGCUUGUUGAUACAAUGAUAUAGAUAAAGUUAAUUUGAAAACUGCUUCUGUCAACACUAAACAAAUGUCCGUCCCUGUCAAAAUGUGCAGCUGGGAAACUUCUAUAAUGUGUAGUAAAAGAGGUCAUUUGUUCCAAACAGGUGAAUAAACAUUGUCAAUCAGUGUCUGUGAGUAUUUCACUCAUUUUAUUCACAUCUUGUAAUUGGUUUUUUUUCUGUUGAGGCUGAAAAAAAAAGAAUCUGCCCACUAGAUGGCAGUACUGUAUAAUCUUAACAAAUGCAAUCAACCACAGGUAUUUAUGGAAGUGACUUCAAUGUUCUUUACUAAGAUUCUACUCAGAGAUCUGACUUUGUCUUUUUAAUGAUGGAGAAAAAUCUAUAUUUGCCUGUUUGGGACAAAUUCUCCAAAUAUGUUUACAUUUGAUUCCAUCUCUUAUCACAUACCCUGAUCGUAGUUUGAGUAAAAUUCUUUUGACAGCCUUUAGAACUGUGCUGUUAAAAAUAUCUUCCUGGAAAUCAUGAAAUAUUACAACCUCCCGCUCUAGGUGGAUGAGGAUGCAGUACUCCCACAUUCCUAAUGAAAGUAGUGAAUGAAACUGUGCAAAGACAAAAACUUUUAUCACCCACGACUUUGAUGGCCCGAGAACAUACGGCUUGAUACAUCUCAGCUUUCACAACUGUCUCCCCCCCAAGUGCUGGAGUUACGGCUUUAACCUUUUAAUCCUGACACCUCUCGCAGAGACGGAAGUCGGCCCCAUUCUAUCAUAAUGAAGCCCUAAAAUUCUUUACAGACUUGUCAUCACAAAGCACUGCUUUGUCCUUUUAGUGCUUUCCAAACGUCGUGUUCGUGUCAGAAAACAAUAAAGUGUGGCUUGGACCUCAUAAACGUUUCUUCCCCCAGACAGACAAAACUAAUGGCAGGUGCAUAAUGUGUUCGUGUUGCUAAACUGUGAGAGCAGUCAAAUCAGGUGCGUGUUCUUUAACAUCCGCUGGAGGUGAUGCUUUGUUUAAAAAAUUGUCUUAACUAUGUCAAACUAUCUCACUUUGAAGAACUGUUAUACAAGAUGGCAGAAGACGCAUGAAUUUCAUAACGUCGGGAUGAGAGGAAACCCUGAACACGGUGGUGUAAAGCUGCUAAACAUGGAAUUAAUACCUAACAUCAGUGUGGAUCCAUGUUUUCACAGAUGCUCGUUCAGAUUUCAAGUAAAAACAAUCCUCACCCUUUACACACUGUAAACUCUACAAGAAGUUUCAUCCAAUUGAGUUCUGAAAAAUACAUUUGUCAGUAUCCUUAAAUCAAAGUCUUCAUUAUUUAACUUAUAUGUGACUCUCCACUCGACAGAAACACAUCACUGUUGUGGGUUUUGCUCGUUUCCUCCAGUGCCUGUGCUGUUGAUCCUCACCUUGUGUGACUGUAAACCCAUUUCCGUUUGGGAGUUUGUGAAACAUGGGACGGUUUUUCCAUCAUGGAGAUCUGAUCUGUUGUAGAUUGUGAUUUGCUUUCCAUUCAUGACUGAAAUUCACAGCUUAUGCAGCUUCUGUCCAAACAGUUUUGAGUGUAGCUUGCUUUAAAGUCCUCCUAACAACGACUUUAAGUAAUAAUGAUUUAAAAAAAUACAGUAAAGCUCUGUAAUAAUAAUUUAAAAAAAUGCUAUUGUAUUUUAUAAAUAUAUGUAUACUGGUAUGUAUAUACUGCAUUUGUACUUGUUGCUUUCUUAAUCAAUGCCAAUGUGGAUGGAUGUGUACAAACUGUGAAUCUGUCCCAUUUUAAUAAA
Paralichthys olivaceus (Japanese flounder) is the source of this 5737-nucleotide messenger RNA. It is a transcript of the gene tgfbrap1, whose product is annotated as transforming growth factor, beta receptor associated protein 1. Lineage: Eukaryota; Metazoa; Chordata; Actinopteri; Pleuronectiformes; Paralichthyidae. Gene Ontology annotation, biological process: intracellular protein transport; autophagy; vesicle-mediated transport. Gene Ontology annotation, cellular component: membrane; cytoplasm. The record is from RefSeq and is a predicted model, not a curated record.